Messenger RNA from Rotaria sordida, 3240 nucleotides. The record is from the annotation of a GenBank genome assembly. NCBI's taxonomy places the organism in Eukaryota, Metazoa, Rotifera, Eurotatoria, Philodinida, Philodinidae.
AUGGGUAUAUCAUUUUCAUCUAUUAUCUCAAAAUUUCGUAGUAAAGCACAUAAAACUAAACCACGUGAUAUUUUAAUUGGUCGACGUGAUUUAAAUUCUACUUGGUAUCCAAAAAAUGUUAUUCGUAAUCAAAAAUAUAAUAUAAUAACAUUUAUUCCACUUGUUCUUUUUGAACAAUUUCGUACUUUUUUUAAUCUUUAUUUUCUUAUUAUGGCAUGUACACAAUUUAUCCCUGCAUUUCGUAUUGGUUAUUUAUAUACAUAUUGGGCUCCAUUAGGUUUUGUUGUAUGUGUAACUAUGUUACGUGAAGCAUAUGAUGACAUAAAACGUGCAUAUCGUGAUAGAGAAAUCAAUUCUCAAAAAUAUACAUUAUUGAAUGAAAAUGGACGAAAAGAAGAAAUAUUUAGUUCAGAAUUAGAAGUAUCGGAUGUUAUUAUAAUACACAAAAAUCAACGUAUACCUGCUGAUGUAGUACUUUUACACACAUCGGAUAAGUCAGGUACUUGUUUUAUUCGUACGGAUCAACUUGAUGGUGAAACCGAUUGGAAAUUACGUAUUGCUCCUCCUCCCAUACAAUCUCUUGAUGAUAUUUCUAUUUUAAUAUCUGAUAGAACUCAUACAGGAAAAAUUCAUGCUGAACCACCUUGUUUAAAUAUCCAUGAUUUUAAUGGUGUUAUAUCAUGGAAAAAUGAUGAACCAUUAACUGUUGAAAAUGUUCUUUGGUCUGGGACAGUUAUGGCAACUGGUGAUGCUAUAUGUUGUGUUAUUUAUACGGGUUCAGAUACACGUAUGGUUAUGAAUACAAAUAAACCACAAUCAAAAUUUGGUUUAGUUGAUGAAGAAAUAAAUACAUUAACAAAAAUAUUAUUUAUUGGAUCAUUUAUUUUAUCAGUCAUUAUGGUUGCAUCAAAAGGUUUUUAUGGACCAUGGUUUCAUCAUUUAAUUCGUUUUAUUCUUCUUUUUUCUUAUAUGAUACCAAUUAGUCUGCGUGUUAAUCUUGAUUUAAGUAAAAUAGCUUAUUCUUGGUUUAUUCAACAAGAUAAAAAUAUUUCUGGUUCAAUUGUACGUACAAGUGCUAUUCCAGAAGAAUUAGGUCGUAUUGGUUAUAUUCUAACAGAUAAAACGGGAACAUUAACACAAAAUUUAAUGACAUUUAAACGUUUAAGUCUAGGAACAGAUUCAUAUACAAGUGAAAAUCAAAUGGAAAUAUUAAAGUUAGUUGAAACAGAAUAUGCAAAAACUACUACAUCAACACAAGAAAGUCAAGAGCCGAUCGUUCCAUCAACAUCAUCAUUCGGUGGAACACGUAAAAGUGUGAAAAAGACAGAUACAAAAAAAGCUUUGGAAGCUAUUAAAGCAUUAGCUUUAUGUCAUAAUGUAACACCAGUAUACGAUGAGCCAGCAUCAACAUCAUUAGAUGCAUCCGCAAAACGUGAUGAUGAACAUCAUACACCACCAGAUACACCAAUGACAGGUGUUACAUCAGUAAAUACAACGACUGGAUCAGAUUAUAUAGAACUAUUACCAUCAGCAGACUCUCCAAAAAUUGUUUCUUAUCAAGCAUCAAGUCCUGAUGAAAUAGCUAUUGUUCAAUGGACUGAACAAGUUGGUCUAACUCUUGUUCAACGUAGUCUAAAAUCUAUAAUAUUAAAAUUAAAUUCUACUCAACAAUUAUUUCAUUAUGAAAUAUUAGAAUUAUUUCCAUUUACACCUGAAACAAAACGAAUGGGAAUUAUUCUACGUGAUGAACAAACAAAUGAAAUUAUAUUUUAUUUAAAAGGUGCUGAUACAGUUAUGCAAAAUAUUGUUCAAUAUAAUGAUUGGUUACAUGAAGAAUGUUCAAAUAUGGCUCGUGAGGGCUUACGUACAUUAGUUGUUGCUAAAAAAUAUUUAACUAAUGAACAAUAUCAAGUAUUUCAACAGCGUUUAUUAAAAGCACGUUUACAAACAAUUAAUCGUAUUCGUUGUGUCAAUGAAGUUAUUGAAACAUUAGAACAUGAUAUGGAAUUAUUAUGUAUUUCUGGUGUUGAAGAUCAAUUACAAGAAGAUGUUCGACAUACAUUAGAAACUUUACAUAAAGGUGGAAUUAAAAUUUGGAUGUUAACAGGUGAUAAAUUAGAAACAGCAACAUGUAUUGCUAAAAGUUCUAAAUUAAUUAGACGUAAUGAUGAUAUAUAUAUAAUUCAACAAGUAACAACACGAGAAGAAUGUUUACAAGAAAUAAAUAUAUUUAAACGUAAAAUAGAUGCUUGUUUAAUUAUUACAGGUGAUGCAUUACAAAUAUGUUUAUCUUUUUAUGAAAAAGAUUUUAUGGAAUUAAUAAUUCAAAGUCCAUCGAUUGUUGUUUGUCGUUGUUCACCAACACAAAAAGCAACUGUUGCUAAUUUAUUAAAAAAAUAUGGUGAUAAUAGAGUUCGAGUUUGUGCAAUUGGUGAUGGAGGGAAUGAUGUUAGUAUGAUUCAAAGUGCUCAUGUUGGUAUUGGAAUAGUUGGAAAAGAAGGUAAACAAGCAUCUUUAGCAGCUGAUUUUUCCAUUAAUCAAUUUUCUUAUUUAUCUCGUUUAUUAUUUAUUCAUGGUCGUUAUAAUUAUAAGCGUGCAGCAGCUUUAUCACAAUUUAUUAUUCAUCGUGGUAUAAUAUUAACUGUUAUGCAAGCAAUAUUUUCUUCAAUAUUUUAUUUUGCUACUAUAUCAAUGUAUCCAUCAUUUUUACUUGUUGGUUAUGGAACAGUAUAUACAAUGCUUCCUGUUUUUUCACUUGUAUUAGAUAAAGAUGUACCUGAAGAAAUCGCAUUACUUUAUCCAGAAUUAUAUAAAGAAUUAUCUAAAGGAAGAAAUUUAUCAUUUAAAACAUUUUUCCUUUGGGUUUUUAUUUCAUGUUAUCAAGGUGGUGCGAUUGUGUAUGGCUCAUUUCUUAUAUUUGAUGAGGAUUGGACUCAUAUUGUUUCUAUUACAUUUACUUCAUUAAUUCUUACAGAAUUACUUAUGAUUGCAAUUACAAUUCGAACAUGGCAUCCAUUAAUGAUUAUCAGUGAAUUAUUAAGUCUUGUUGCUUAUUUUGUUUCAUUGGUUAUUUUUAAAUCUUAUUUUGAUCUUGCAUAUCUUGUAUCAUGGGCUUUCGUAUGGCGUGUUGUAGUUAUUACAGUAGUCUCAUGUUUACCACUUUAUAUUCUUAAAUUUAUUCAAAUCAAAUUUAAACCACCUAUUCAUGAAAAACUCGCGCAAUAUGCCACACUCAAAUAA